Messenger RNA from Caenorhabditis sp. 36 PRJEB53466, 275 nucleotides. NCBI's taxonomy places the organism in Eukaryota, Metazoa, Nematoda, Chromadorea, Rhabditida, Rhabditidae. The record is from the annotation of a GenBank genome assembly.
AUGAGUUUGCUGGUGGAAUUCGACGAAUUUCAGAACGUUUCGAACGGUGAGAACUUUUUCGUGGCCGGCGCCCAAAUGAUACAUUUACAGAACAGUUCAACGCGGAGCUCGACAACAUCUUGCUGCAAACGCUGAGUAAGCUCCGCGACAUUCCGCCUUCGGACCUUCGACGUCGUCUUUGUGUGAUCAAAAUUCUAGAGAAAGUGCUCAAGUGCCGACACGUCGAGAUGGAUCAGCCGAUGGAGAUCGGGGAAAAAGAAGAAGAGACCUACUGA